This is a messenger RNA of Linum tenue, 1906 nucleotides long. The record is from the annotation of a GenBank genome assembly. NCBI's taxonomy places the organism in Eukaryota, Viridiplantae, Streptophyta, Magnoliopsida, Malpighiales, Linaceae.
CAGAAAAGCCUGCUGAGCUUCCGCCGGGUUCUCUGCCUCUCACUGAACCACUGCAAAUUCUAUUUUGGUUCCCUCUCUGUAAUUCCAUCGUUUCAUAAAAAAAAAAACCCAAUUCUUUCUUUCUUCUCUUGGGUUAGUUUCUCUUCCCCGCGCGCGCUCCAUUUGCGUUCUUCUCCUUCGCCUAAGGUUGCCAGCUUUCUUCUGUUCCAUUGCCAGCUUGCCCCCAUCACGGAAUUGUUUGAUUCCUUUGAUUUCUUGCGGAAACCCAGAGAUUGAAACGUCGAGAGAGAACGGAAAAGGGAAGAGGCGAAAGUUAGCCGAGGAAUCUGUUUCGUCGUCGUCGUUGUCGCCAUUUCGGUUCUGCCCCUGACUCUCUGGUCUGCGGAUCCCUUUUAUCCGGCUGGAAAAGGGUCUGCAGAUCGGGAAAAUGUUUGAUAGCUUGACCAAAUCCAAAUUCUACACAAAAUGCAAGUCAUUGACAAAAAUGACCAAGGUGAGGCUGGACGCCACCAGGAAGAAGAAGAACGCCGUCGCCAAAUACCUCAAGAACGACAUCGCCGACCUUCUCAGGACUGGCCUUGAUUCCAAUGCCUAUGGCAGAGCUGAUGGGCUAAUAGUUGAGCAAAACAUGAUAGCUGCUUACAAGCUAAUGGAAGAAUUCUGCGAAUGCAUAUUAACUAAUCUUGCAGCCUUGGACAAACAAAAGGAAUGCCCCAAGGAAUGCAGAGAGGCUAUACAAUCUCUGAUGUAUGCUGCAGCAUGGUUGGCAGAGUUCCCCGAACUCCGUGAUCUUCGUUCUCUUUUCGCACAGAGAUAUGGUGAUUAUCUUGAAUUAUUCCUUAACAAAGAGUUUUCUGAGCUGCUGAAUCCAAAGCCUGCUUCUAAGGAGAUGAAGCUUCAGCUGCUUCGUGACGUCGCACAAGAAUUUUCAAUCAAAUGGGAUUCAAAGUUCUUAGAACAGAAGCUUUUUAGACCUCCACAUUCUCCUUCUUUCAAUAGACUUGGAGGAGCUACCAAUACUGUUCAAGACGUUAGCCAUAAAGUGAAGAGCAACGAUGCUCCUAGUCCUAGGAAAGACCAAGAUAUUCGUCGUGAAAGCAAAACUAGACAUCAGGAGGAUGGCAAGAGAAACAACCAUGGAUCAGCAUCAAUAGCAGAAGUUGCAAGUUCUCCUAGAAGGAAGGAUGUGGUUGAUGAUAGGCACAACAGAUUGCGUAUGAACAGCCAGAGUGAUAGCACCACAGUCCGUGAUAGCUCGAAGCAGCCUAGUUCAACCACCAUUGGAACUUCAACUACUAGUGCUUCUGAGGAUGAAGUGGACAGCAGCAAGAAGCCCUACUACAGGUUUAUCCCUCCACCUUACGUUAGGGCUCAGGUUGAGAAGAAGGAAGAUGUCAAGAUCGCUGAAGAGUCUCCAAAUUCGAGAUCUACUGCUGAGAGUGAAUCACAACCUACGAAGCCAAGAUCGGUUCGAAGAAGGCAGCAGAUGAAGCAGUUGGUUGUUGGUGAUGACAGUGUGGAGAGUCCAUUGAAGCUGCCACCAGGUAGGUCAUAUUUUGGCAGUGUUGAUUCAAGUGAUGGAGUUUUCGGGGGAAGCAAUAAUAAGCACAGCAAGAAGAGGGCAAGUUAUGAAAGGGGCAGCAGCAACAACAACAAUAUGAAGAGUAAUAAUAAGCUGAAGCCUCUUUCAUGGCGUUCGAGGGAUGAGAGUGGCAAGGAUGCAGCUCCAGGUUCAGCACCACCGUUUGCAGCAAGUAGUUCGAGCGGUGGGGGAAUAGGAGGAAGGCAUGGAAGGUCUCUAUCGGCUGAGUCAUCGGCAGAUGUUUGUAAAUCAAAACAUGUGCACCCUAAUCUACCUGACUAUGAUCUGCUGGCUGCUCGGAUUGCAGCUUUCAUGAGAAAGUGA